Rotaria socialis is the source of this 234-nucleotide messenger RNA. The record is from the annotation of a GenBank genome assembly. Lineage: Eukaryota; Metazoa; Rotifera; Eurotatoria; Philodinida; Philodinidae.
AUGUAUGAAAUCAAUGAAGAUAAAAAUGAAGAUGAUAAAGUUUUAAUUAGUCUUAUGUAUUCAAAUGAAACAUCGAAUUUUCAUGUUAAAAUACAAGGUAUUUGUCAUUUAUUACCAUUGGCUAUUGAUCGUCAAUCAGAUCUUCAUUGUGAAUUAUGUUUAAUUCCAUAUGAUGACUUAUUUAACAAAUCAAUUUUUAAAAGACAAGUCAAAACAAAGAAAAAAAAAGAUUAA